CAUGCCCCUGAACGCAACUUCUUCGUGGCAGCAGCCCCCGAGCCCGUUUCACCUGCAGCCCACGGGCGAUGCGGCUGGGAACGUCUCCAACAGCUCGGAUCUGUACUCCCAAGGGCCGGACGAGGAAGAUCUGGAUGUGAACACCGACAUCUACUCCAAAGUCAUGGUCACGGUCAUCUACCUGGCUCUCUUCCUGGUGGGCACCGUCGGCAACUCCAUCACCGCCUACACCCUGGUGCGCAAGAAGUCCCUGCAGAACCUGCAGAGCACGGUGCACUACCACCUGGCCAGCCUGGCUUUCUCUGACCUGCUCAUCUUCCUCCUGUGCAUGCCCAUCGAGCUGUACAACUUCAUCUGGGUGCACCACCCCUGGGCCUUCGGGGACGCCGUCUGCAAAGGCUACUACUUCCUGAGGGAUGCCUGCACCUACGCCACUGCCCUCAACAUCGCCAGCCUCAGCGUGGAGAGGUACAUGGCCAUCUGCCACCCCUUCAAAGCCAAGAGCAUCAUGUCCAGGAGCAGGACCAAGAAGUUCAUCAGCUGCAUCUGGGUGGCCUCUUUCCUGCUGGCCAUCCCCAUGAUCUUCACCAUGGGCGAGAUCUAUGGCAGGGACCAGCAGCCGGACUCUCUGAUCUGUACCACCAUUGUGGAAGCCUCCACGCUUAAGACUGUCAUUCAGGUCAACACGUUCAUCUCCUUUGUGUUUCCAAUGGUCGUCAUUUCUGUCCUGAAUAGUAUCAUCGCCAACCAGCUCAUCAUCAUGUUCAAGCAAGCGGCACAAGAAAACCAGGUCUGCAUUAUUGGAGGACAGCAGGCGAUGCUCAGCAUGUCCAUGGAGCCCAGCCGUGUGCAAGCUCUGAAGCACGGAGUGAGAGUCCUGCGUGCUGUUGUGAUUGCCUUUGUGGUCUGCUGGCUUCCUUAUCAUGUACGGCGUCUCAUGUUUUGCUAUGUUCCAGCAGAUCACUGGACAGAGUUCCUUUAUAAUUUCUACCACUACUUCUACAUGUUGACAAACGUCCUCUUCUACGUCAGUUCUGCCAUCAACCCCAUCCUCUACAACCUGGUGUCCGCAAACUUCCGCCAGAUCUUCCUCUCCACGCUCAUGUUCCUGUGCCUGCCAUGGAGAAAGAAGAAAAAGAGACCCAGCUUCACCAGGAAGUCCAACAGCAUCUCUAGCAACCAUACGUUUUCCAGCCAAGUCACCAGGGAAACGACAUACUGAGCCCCGAGUGAAGCCAAAGGAAGGGAGAAUGUGUUUCAACAUGGAUUUAGGACGUGAGAGAGACCUCUGGGACCUUAAUGCAUGGUCUCUAAAUUCACCAUAACACGAAUGUGUUUAGCAGUCUCAUUUUUGUUGGAACAAAUAGGCUUCGUUCUGCCAGUAACUUUGGGGUUAUUUUAAAGCAUCAGCCUUGCCUCUUGUGAAUAAUGUCUACGCAUUUUGUAACUUCGGUAUGGCAUAGAUUCCAAUGCAGUGUUAUCUGGGAAGCCACAGCACUUCUUCAGCCUAUAAAUGUCAAGCUUAGGCAACUCAUAUCGUGCUUCGUCCUUUUCUCCGUGCAGAGAUGCCGUGCUAAAGUCGAAGAGCUCAACAUUGUUUCUCUUGGUGGCACUGAGCUGAGACUUUAAUGAGGAGCAAGGCAGUUUUGAGUGAACAGGGAUAUUUUUUGAGGGGGGGAGUAGUAAUCCGAGAGGUGAUAAAAGAAAGAGAAAUGGAAAUAAUGGAAUCAAUAGGGAAUAUAGCACUCAGGGAGCAAGGUGGUUAUUUAUAGAACUCAUUCUGAUUAAUUAGACCAGAAUGUCCAGGAGAGCCAAUGUAGUGUCCCUAAAUUAAAUAAUAAAAUGACGAUAAUGCCUUACCUAGAUUAGGAUGGCACCUUGGAAAACACCAUUCAGUGCUCUUAGGGGGCAAGGAUCAUCUUUUUGUUAGGGGUGUGUGUUGUGCCUAGCACAAUGGGGCCUCGAUACCUCUUGGAUCCUUUCAGCAAGAUCAUCACACAAAUACAUAAAAUAAUACAUAAUAAUAAUAAUAAUGACAAAGUCUAGAAUGCUUAAAUUGAGGCAACUCUUAUUGUUAAAAACAAAUAAGAGGGCAAUCUUACAUUUGCUUCAUAACCAAAUCCCAUUUUUACCACUGAAAAAAGGUAAAAAGUUAGUUGAGCCAUAUCAAGAGGUGAGCACAUGCCUGGACCAUGAUGAGCGAGGGCUGCUAAUGGAUGAAGGAGAGGCAUAGAGCAACCUGCAUGAAUUCUGCAGGGCACAGAUAAUUGAUUUCUUAGCCAUUCUUAUUCCAGUUUUUCUCAAUUUGCAGAUGUUUUAUUAGAGAGUUUGCUGAUAUCCCAAAGGGCAAGCUCAAGUCCGAGGUACAAGGGCCACAAAAGACUCUAGUGCAAUUUUCUUUUUCUGUGACCUAAUGAUCUGUAUUUCCUGUCAUUUUUUAACUGGUGUCUUUACCAAUCUCUAGCCGCAGACAACACACCUGAAGAAUAAACAGAAAACAAGAUGAUUUAAAUUCAGGAUUCCCAGUUCCAAAACCAGGCCCCUUCUUGACAGACUAGAGGUGCAGCAGACAGAACUGUUGGGUCUGAAUAGGCCAGUGUAAUAGGAUGGUUUGCCUCUUAAGGGCUGGAGCUAGCCAACCCUGAUUACAGAACGAGCCACUCCUGGGAGUGAUUAGGGUGACUGCCUUAUAAAGAGCAGCAAGAGGGCACAAUGAAGUAGAAAGAGGAGUGGAGGGAAUGGCAGCGAGUGAAAGGUUUCUGCAAGGAAGACUCUGAAACUAAGGGAGCUGCAACAAAGAGGAGAGGCAGUAAUCCAGAGGCUCCUGGUAGGGGCCCUGACUGAGAGAAGGGUUUGGGCCUGGAAGCCAGAACCAGGGGGCUGAGGUUGAGUCAGGUAAAGCCUGGGAGUAUGGGGCUUAGCUCCUACGAGAGACCCUGACUAGCAGAGUGUGACUGAAUUGAUGUUGGGACCAGGAGGUCCAGUAUGUAACGACUCAAUAAAUGGGUCCCCAGGAGGGGAAUGUUGUAAUUACCUGUUGAUGGUGAGUUAUUAAGGGGCCCUGAAUAGGGGAGAAGUUGGUAGCCAGACACCACAGAGUGACCUCUGGCCACAAAGAGAUGCUCAGGAGUUGCCUGUCUCUAUUACAGUCAGUCAUGUUCCAACAGAAGGUGCGUACAUACAAACCAUUAUGUGGCAUAAAUCCUCUUCGUUAAAUGAGUGCUUAAUACAAGAGUUCAGCCCAGCUGGGAGGAGCUAAUCUGUAUUCAACCAUGGCUGCAUGCAGGCAGCAAACCAAAGCUAUGACCGGAUGAAAAGUGGGACUUGGAUCAGAUCUAACCCUAGAUUUGGAUUUGCAAACCUUUUAUCCGAAUGGGCUGUGUAGCUUUAGGCUUUGAAUUAAUGCUCCCAUCUCUACCAGCCAACCAUCUAAUGCAAGAAAAUACACCAAAAACACAGGCCCCACAUAAUAAACUAAAGAAGUACCUCUGCUAUUACACUGGUGAGCUGAGUGAAAUGGAACCAGCACAAGGGUUUGUGCAACGUGUGCCAAGCUCUUGUGAUCAGCCACAUCAUAUUCUAGUAUAUACCUAUGCACAAGUUAACACAAUAGUGUCCAGGCCCACCUGCACAUAGUCAAAUUGACUUACAUUGCCAGGUGUUGCUAUCAUGUCUCCUGGGCAAAUGGUUAUAUCAGAAACCUGACCAGCAGACCAAUAAUUCCAGUCA
Terrapene triunguis (Three-toed box turtle) is the source of this 3729-nucleotide messenger RNA. It is a transcript of the gene NTSR1, whose product is annotated as neurotensin receptor 1. Gene Ontology annotation, biological process: neuropeptide signaling pathway. Bases 2 to 1222 code for a protein of 406 amino acids. Lineage: Eukaryota; Metazoa; Chordata; Testudines; Emydidae. Gene Ontology annotation, cellular component: plasma membrane. The transcript is spliced from 4 exons. Gene Ontology annotation, molecular function: G protein-coupled neurotensin receptor activity. The record is from RefSeq and is a predicted model, not a curated record.